UGGCUGAGCGCAUAAAUGGGCGGGCGGGCGCGGGCGGAGGCGUGCGCGGGGCGGGCUCGCAGCAGUCUCGGGUGUGGGCGGGCGCGGAGCCGCCGCCUCUCGCGGGUUCCGUUAGGUGCGGCGGGCGGCCGUUCGCUGGCAGUCGGGCACCGGGACCUACUGGCCAUGGACACCAAGAAGAAAAUCACAGCACCUCUUGUCUAUGCUGUUUGCAUUGCUGCCAUUGGAUCUCUCCAGUUUGGUUACAACACUGGUGUAAUUAAUGCACCUGAGAAGAUCAUCCGGAAGUUUUUCAACAAAACCCUGUCAGAAAGGAGUGGGAAGGCUGUCUCCCAAGAACUACUCACCUCUCUAUGGUCGCUUUCUGUGGCCAUCUUCUCAGUAGGAGGCAUGAUUGGCUCCUUCUCAGUCAGUCUGUUUGUAAACAGAUUUGGCAGGAGGAACUCCAUGCUGCUGGUGAAUGUCUUGGCCUUUACCGGUGGCCUUCUCAUGGCCUUCUCUAAGGCAGCAAAGGCAGUGGAGAUGUUGAUUAUUGGCCGCUUUGUUAUUGGUGCUUUCUGUGGCCUCUGCACCGGCUUUGUGCCCAUGUACAUCAGCGAGGUCUCACCCACCAGCGUCCGUGGAGCCUUCGGCACCCUCAACCAGCUGGGCAUUGUUGUGGGCAUCCUGGUGGCUCAGAUCUUUGGACUGGAGGCAAUCAUGGGCACUGAAGGACUUUGGCCAAUGCUUUUGGGGUUCACGGUCCUCCCAGCAAUUGUGCAGUGUAUAGGUCUUCUGUUCUGCCCUGAAAGCCCCCGCUUCCUAUUGAUCAACAAGAUGGAGGAGGAGAAAGCCCAAGCAGUUCUCCAGAAGCUCCGUGGUGAUCGAGAUGUGUCUCAAGACAUCCAGGAGAUGAAAGAAGAAAGUGCUAAAAUGUCCCAGGAAAAGAAAGCAACUGUGCCAGAGCUCUUCCGUUCUCCAAACUACCGCCAAGCCAUUAUCAUCGCCAUCAUGCUGCAGCUCUCCCAGCAGCUCUCAGGCAUCAAUGCUGUAUUCUAUUAUUCCACGGGGAUUUUUGAAAGAGCUGGUAUCACACAGCCUGUCUAUGCCACCAUUGGAGCUGGUGUGGUAAACACAGUCUUCACUGUGGUGUCGCUGUUCCUGGUGGAGCGUGCAGGGCGCCGGACCCUCCAUUUAGUUGGUUUGGCUGGCAUGGCUGUCUGUGCUGCUAUUAUGACUGUGGCUUUAGCUCUGAAGGACAUUGUGGACUGGAUCAGAUACAUCAGCAUUGUUGCCACUUUUGGCUUUGUGGCUCUUUUUGAGAUUGGUCCUGGCCCUAUCCCAUGGUUCAUUGUGGCAGAGCUCUUCAGCCAGGGCCCACGACCUGCAGCCAUGGCAGUGGCUGGUUGUUCCAACUGGACCUCCAAUUUCUUGGUGGGAAUGCUCUUCCCUUAUGCAGAGAAACUAUGUGGCUCCUAUGUCUUCCUCAUCUUCCUUGUGUUCUUGGUCAUCUUCUUUGUCUUCACCUUCUUCAAAGUGCCAGAGACCAAGGGCAGGACUUUUGAAGACAUCUCUAGGGGCUUUGAAGGACGAGGAGCAAACAAUGACUCGUCACCCCAGAAGACCCCCAUGGUGGAGCUGAACAAAACAGCUGCCUAAGAUCCAUGACACACCCGUUCUUUAACUCGUUCAUGCUUAAAGAGUCAUUAAAGGAAUGAGCAAAGAAAACCAUGAGAACUGGGACGUUUUUCCCCUCCUCAAUUGCUGCUAUAUCCUUUUUAUCCACAUGCUCGCCCAUUCUGCCAGGCUUGCCAGCAUUAAGCAAAUCAGAUACGGGUGAUCUGCUGUACUGGAAAGCACCUGGCACUUGCAAAAAUAAUCUCAUCUUUCCUGCCGCAAACAUCAGGAGAACAGAGAAGAGCUGGCAAUAUUUUUACUUUUCUCCCAUAAAAUUGCUGUUUGGGGUUAACAUACUUAUGCACACAGUGAUCAUUAUGUAUUUGAAUCUAAUUACUAUUUUUGUAGUGAGUUGAAGUUGACCUGCUAAACAAGUCCCCAGCCCUUUGAGUCUACUCUGUGUGCGUGUGUAUGGUGUUACACUGGAAUUUAGCAAGUUUACCAAAAAGCCAUCUUGGUUUUUCCUAUCCAGUGUACACUAUUUUUAGCCUCAGGAAAAAGGGGACCAAGUCACAUGCAUAUUUUUUCCUGCUCUUUUAUUUUUUGUAUAGACAUACUGAAAGCAUACUUUUACUUCCGUUUAUUUAUUUGUAUGUCACUUUGUAAAUAUUUAUUUUUUUAAUGGUGUACAAAAAUGUACAGAUAAAGAAAUUGGAGACGUUUAAGAGAAAUAGCUAUCUAACAAAAGAUGCUGUAGACUUGAGGUGCAAUAAGACUGUAAAGGAGAAAUGUACUAAAAAGGAGAUUGAGCAUUUUAGGUGGCAUGUACAGCAGAGCCAAUUAUGCACAUCACCUUGAAGUUAUUUGUGCCCUCUGGAAAGAAAUCUGACGAGUUGUGUACUUGUGGGAAGAGGUAUGUUUCUGCACUAAAAUCUCUGUUAUUAGGGAUUUUUGGUGGCUAUUUUAAAUAAUUGUUCUCAAGUGUUGAUGAGAGUGUGAUGUUGCAUCUUACAAUGGGUUUUGUUGGAUUAUAUUUUCAGACAUGGUUUUAAGCAUUCUAUGGAUGAUUGAGGAUGGUGAUUGCAAACCAGAGGGUAAUUUUUCCUGCCUUCUCUUAUUUCUUUUUGGCUUGCUCUGUUAUAGUCUGUCAUAAAUUCUGAAAUUUGCCGAUUGUCAUUCAAAGGAGAGUGCAAGGAUAAAAAAUUACUUUUCAAAGCUGUAUUUUCUUAGCAGUUGUUCCUAUAAAUAUUACAGAGGCAUAUAGCAUGACCCUUCUGGACACAGGCAUGGUCAGUUGUGGUACAUGUAAGUUCAUAAGAGUAGAGAUGCAGGACUAGACACCACAGCUACUGGAAUUUGCUGGUUUAGCAGUGCAAAAGGUCUGUAGUGCUCAGUCCCCUGCUUGGUUGAAGGCCAGGUGUUUAUUGCCCCAUAUAUCCUCUCUGGAAGGUCUGCAUGAUGUUGUGGUGCUCACCAGUGUGCUUUGUAGAUGUGUACAGCUCUGUUACAGUGCCUCUGUUCAAAGGGAUGUGGCAGGCAGUAAUUGUUCAUCAGUAAAUGUCGGUCUCCUUGCUUGUCAUUCCGCUGGGCAAUUGAGUCUGUGUGUCCCCCAGCCUUGCUGCCGAGCUAGCACAGCUCAGGUCAGGCAGGCAAAAAGUUGAACAUAGGGUGCACUUGCAAUCAAGGAGGGGCAGCUUUAAUCACUGCAGUGUUCUGUGACAGGCUCCAGGCCUGUGUCUGUCCAGACCUGCACAAAAUAUCUAAAGGUAGCACAGAGGGUAUGUCCAAUUAAAUUCCUGCUCUUCUGAGGUCAAGCUGCAGUUUUUGGAUGUGGUUGAACUCAGGUCGACCUGCUGGAAUUCAUUACUGGAUAGCCUAGAAGAGAGGCAGGCCCAUGGAUUCUGAGGUGGUAAAAGGAAGAAAGACUUAGAAAGGUUAAAAUGACAGUAAGACUUGUGUAGCAUGGAUAGCCCAAGCUUUCUUGCCAACAUAAUGCUUCAGAGCAGGUUAGAGAAAUUCCCAUUGAUGUAUUUUCUGGGGGGUCUGUCUGACAUUUUCAGUAACUAGUGAUGGCAUUUCUACCUUCCCUAAUGAGAAACAGUUGCAGAGAUCAGUUAAAUUUGCUGCUGUUAAAUGCUUCCUGUGAAUAAAUUUGAAAUGCCCCAGCUUUGCACAAUGCAAUCAUAUUACAUCCAGUUUUCCCAAGCUUUUUAUUUAGGCUUACAUUCCAGAUAUUUAUUCUUGAAAGUAUUAUGUAAGACGUCUCUCCCAGUUUUGAUAUUCUGGCUCAGUUACAUAGAUUUCUGUGCCCUUCCUUUGACCCUCCAGCACAUCCAGACAUGAUAUUUCUAUAUGGGUAUCUGUAUGUUAGGAAUUUCCCCCCACAGCUGUGCAUAAGAGCAUUCCAUACUUUGCAUCAGAUGUGUGUUGGCUUGGACCGAAAUGUGUAGGCCUUUCUCACACGGUAUCUUUAUUUUCUUUUUCUGUAGCGGCAUUGUGAAUAUUUUGGAUGGAUUUUAUAUGCUUAUUAAUGUGGUUGUUUCCUGGUUUUGAAAUAAAAAAUAUGAAAUAAAUACCUGAUUUGGAUUUUA
Molecule: messenger RNA, 4187 nt
Organism: Vidua chalybeata
Lineage: Eukaryota; Metazoa; Chordata; Aves; Passeriformes; Viduidae
Product: solute carrier family 2, facilitated glucose transporter member 3
Exons: 10
Coding region: 16-1638 (540 amino acids)
Biological process (GO): monosaccharide transmembrane transport
Cellular component (GO): membrane
Molecular function (GO): hexose transmembrane transporter activity
Source: RefSeq, a predicted model, not a curated record